Molecule: messenger RNA, 2967 nt
Organism: Pyricularia pennisetigena
Lineage: Eukaryota; Fungi; Ascomycota; Sordariomycetes; Magnaporthales; Pyriculariaceae
Exons: 2
Coding region: 1-2967 (988 amino acids)
Source: RefSeq, a predicted model, not a curated record
AUGUCGACAAAUACGGAGACAACUCCCCAGACUGCACACGAUACCACACAACCUUCUUCCGUUUCGGCGUCCACGGGUGGUGCUGCCCUCGAGGCACCCUCGGCUGCGACGCCCGCAUCACCGAAUCGACCGCGCAAAGUUGCGCCUCUCCCGUUGGGUCCUAUCGCCCACCAGCCUUCGGUCCCGACUGCUCCCGAAACCUUAAGCGCGAUAGUUGACGCGCAGCAUACGCCGCAGCAGUUUGCACCCCGUCAAGCACAGCUUCAGCAGAUACAGCCGCGACCAUCGUCCGCCGACGCGGGCCCGCCUCCGUCACCAUCGGGCGCCAUCCCAUGGACAGGUCCCACCUACGCGAACGGUUACAAGGACGGACGCGUUAAGGACCCAGUUCCCAGCAACCUUAGGGGCAAGGCCAACCCGCACGGCGGUAGCUUUAGUGUUAUGCAUAUUGACAUCAACACAGCCGAGGCGAAGAGACGGGACGAAAUUGCGAAACGUACCAGUGAGAGGACAGAGCGUGCCGCCAAGAUGGCGCAGAUGGCCGGAUAUACAUCUUUUUCUCGGAGGAGACUCGACGAGGCACCGAACUCACCGGUAGCCAAUCUGUCGAGUUCCUCUCUUAGCAUGACAUCAACCGCCACCCCGAAUGCACAGACUGGUCCCCGACAGACCAGUCUCGACCCAAAACAAACCAAAGAGGAGCAGGCGCGCCUGUUGACUCUCCUUCGAACCCUCAACCCAGUUUCAGUCGUCGAUCAGCUCUGCAAGGGACUUGCCUAUUUCGGCGGCAUUCCAGGUGCUCCUCCUCCCGAGGACGGAGUCUUCCCGGAAAGUGCUGAGAAGAACGGCUCUGGGAACCAAUUUGUUGGCUUUAUAGCUGAAAUAUUUCCACAUCAGAUCAGCAACCAAGCUCUGAAUAUGAGCCCAACGCGAUCAUACACUUUACUUCAAGACACGAUUGACGACGCCUCCAUGCCUCCGAAAAACAUGUCUGCAUCGCCGCCCAAAGAACCCGGCAAACGACCAAGAGGUCGCCCGAAGGGCAGCAAGGCCACCAAGGUCCGUAAGGACAAGGGUAUGAGGAAAGUUCUUGCCAAGGCGCCUGGGGGCCACGGUGCUUCGAUGGAUCCCACAUCAUCAGUGGAUGUUGAUUCAAGCUGGGUCGAUGUGGAAGAGAACGUAGGACACACACCAGGCGGGCAGGGAGUUCCCGGUCACAUGGCACCCGCCGGCGAUCAACAAUAUUCGGUUCCGAAAAAGAGAGGAAGGCCCAAGGGAUCAAAGAAUCGACCAAAGGAACAUACAGGGGAUCCAAACGCAAACGGCGAUAUGGGUACGCCCAACCCCAAAAUGAAAAAGCCCAAGAAGCAGAGAAACGGGGCUGUCGAUGACGGAGAGCCUUUCGACAUGAAUGGCCAUCAUCAAGGCAACACGGCUGAGUCUGCCAUGGCGGCCAUGAGGUCCUUACAACACACGAACAGUAUGGCCCCGAUCUCACUCACGCCAACCAAUCAGCCCAACUCGACCACAUACAUGAGCCCACCAGCGCAUACAAUAGGCACGCCGACCGGAGCAAAACGGAAGAGAAACCCGAUGACCGCUUCGAACCCAGAUGGGAAUGGACCAGAGACAGCUGGUCCUGGUAUGGGCGGAAUGCCACAUUCUUUCAUGGCAAAUGGGCAGCUACCACCGCCAGUCGCCAUGUCUCAGCCACCCAACAAGCGCCAGCGCCAGAGCAGAGAUGGAAAUAGUGUAUCAGGAACGCCCGGAAAUGUGUCUGGUGCACCAGGAGAUUCGAGUCUCCCUGUUGUGGGAGAUGCCGUGGUGGGGGAUGAUGGUUUUGAAAAUCGAAUUUCGACAGUUACCAACGAUGACAUCGAGACGUUCGAGGCGCUACAGUCCCAGCUGGAACAGGAGACGGAGAGAUCUCGCGUUCAAAAUCACAGCCCACAUGGACAAGUGCCUUUGUCGCAGUCACGUGGGCCAAAUCACUAUGAGAACUCCAACCACAGCAUACCCCUUGGGACACAGCACAGCAGUACUCGUGUCUCAGAGGGCGAGGGUCGUACUAAUAGCACGAGCCAGCCAUUUCAGCAGCAACAGCAGCAGCAACAGCAGCAGCCGCCACCGCCAUCGCAGCACCACACACAACAGACGCGACAACUGUCAGUCUCGUCCCAGCCACAGCAGCAGGCUCCAAUGCAACCUCCUCGCAGCUCAUCCCAGCCAUACUACGCGCAGGUCGACGGCAACUCCUCAUACUCCCAGCAAUCUCAGCAAUCUCGGCCGCAGACGCAACAGCAACCGGCAUCAUCGCAGCAGUUUCCAGCUCAAUCCCAGUCCCAGGCUCCGCAGCAUUACAACUCGCAGCAAUCGCGGCAACAGCAACCGUAUAACUCGUAUCAGCAUUCGCCUCAAGCCUACACUGCACCCCAGCAGACGGCUUCGAGGUAUCCGCUCUCCCAACAACAACAACCACAACAACAACCGCAACAAUCCCACCAACAACAAAGACAUCAACCACAAAGGCCGACGGCAAACACAGCAGUCAACGACACCGCCUACAGGCCAAGCAGCACGACCUCAGCCGUGGGAUUCAGCUCACCUUCAUUCGGCUCGCAGCAUGGCAGCCAGCAGGCAUCAGCGGCGCCCUCGGUGAACACAUAUGCCCCGACUAGAACGAACUCUUAUAGUAGCACGCCCAUGCGUCAACGACAGUCCCAGCCUGGUCCAGUAUCUCAUAAUAACAUGUCGGCCAAUAUGGAAUCAUUCCACGGCUUCGAUACUGGCACCAACUCACUGUUCGACAAUAUGGGUCUCGAUCCUUCGUCCCAUGCGCCACUUGGACUCGCCGCUCCGUAUAAUCUCAACAGCGGUGGUGGCGUGGCGCGUUCUUCUUCAGGGUCUACAACAGAUUUUGGUCAAAGUUUCCCUGCAGAUAGAUACUACAAUGGUGUUCGUCGCUAG